AAACACGAAUUUGAAGUAGAGAUGACAUGUGGUGGCUGUUCUGGAGCUGUUGAACGAGUUUUAAAAAGGAGAGAAGGUAAAGAAUAGAUUUGCAAUUACUGCAUGUUAAUGGCAAGGAUUGUAUAUACAUUACUCAUUAGCUAAUAAGCAUGCAUAGCAUUAAAUUUCAUCAUUCUAAUACAAUUCAAUAACCAGUUAUUCCACGAACUCGAUGAGCUGAUGGCAUGUACGACGAGAAGAAUAGCUGUUUCAUAAUAUACUGUAGACAUUAACUGCAUUUAUAUGACUCCUUAUAUGGUUUUGUGUGCAGCCACAAUCCAAACAAUUUGCCCUAAAACGUUCAAUUGUUUUAUUUUGUAAUAUUUUGGUUUUACAAUGUUUCCUAAGUGAACUGAAGAACAUUGCUGAAACUUGGCAUGUUUAUAUCUUUAAAGUUUUUAGGCGAAACAUGUUCUUGCCAACUUAAAUUUAUUUGUUAAAAGAUUGCUGUUAUAAUUUACCUGAGAAUCAGCUUAAAUUAACUAGAAAUUUACCUGAAAUUACUCAUGAACAAAUUUUGGGGGGUUAUUUUGGGGGGUUGCUAAGUCCCUGAUUAUUGGCUCCGCAAUCAGUUGAAAGGUCACAUCGGCGAUCCAGAUUUUGACAUGUAUGCAUUUUAUUUAUAGUGUAGACUGUAGUUUAUGAAUAUUGCACUUAAUGUAUAAACAACUGCCAGUUCGCCCCCAUUCAAUGUUGGUAUCUAUUAUCAGUCAAUUGGACCAGCAUACCGAUCGAGACCAUGCAUUAAUGAAAACGUAAGAGAAAACAAAAUUUCACAGAUAAAAGACAAGGCUGUAGAUACUAGUUUGGGAGCUUUCUAUUUUCAGAUGUGAAGGACAUUGCCAUCGAUAUGGAGAAGCAGAGAGUUUAUGUAACAUCUGAUGCUUCUGCUGAGGAUCUUCUUGAAGUUAUAAAGAAAACAGGGAAAAAGACCUCGUAUGUUGGCACCGCAUAG
Molecule: messenger RNA, 994 nt
Organism: Paramuricea clavata
Lineage: Eukaryota; Metazoa; Cnidaria; Anthozoa; Malacalcyonacea; Plexauridae
Source: the annotation of a GenBank genome assembly